AUGGUCCACCCUUUGUCGAUAUUGCUCAUUCCAGCAACGGCCUUCAUAGCCAACAGAGCAUCGACUAUCUACUCACGACUCAACAUCCCUUACCCUAUAACGUUGAACCGCGAUGUGCCUACAACGUUGAGCAAUCAUCGGACAGUCACAUCCAUCAUCAACCCGAGCAAACUUCCUGCAUUAAGCGAUACCCACGAGAUCGUGAUACCCUGGCCACGAACACCCGAGGGUGGCACAAUGCCUAAUGAACAGGUUCUUGCUCGGCUAUGCUAUGGCUUUUUCGGGGGAAUCGUCCUGACCCCGGAGAGAACGUUACUUGGUUUCCUCAGGAAGAAUCUGAUAGGCAUCUCUGCACUCGAUGCUGUCGCGGUCCCGCAAGAGAUCUGGAGCCGUGGCGACUUGCCUCCUGAGAAGGCUCUUGAAGUCGGGUCGAAACUGUAUGGCACAUUUCAGGUGGUUGAUCAACAUAUUGCUCCAUCGCCAACAGCUGCGGCGGACUCCAAAGCUCUGUUUGACGAAGAGAGCUUCGUCACAUUUGCAUAUGGUUACGAUGAAGGGCUGUUCAAGGGUGCACAUCGCUUCUACGUCUCCCAGGCCCAGCCGCCAGCAUCAAGCAGUACGCAGAACAGGGAAAAGAAGUGGGUUCGUCUGCGGAUGAGCUCUACCAAUGUUGUCACAAGCGACAGUCCUUAUAUGCAAAAAGCGAUGGACUGGUCAGGCAGUUUUCACCUAACCUACGCCAACCUCCUCUUUCGAGACGCCGUGGCCGAGGUUCUGAGUCCUUACGAACAAUGA
This is a messenger RNA of Recurvomyces mirabilis, 795 nucleotides long. RefSeq lists its product as uncharacterized. The record is from RefSeq and is a predicted model, not a curated record. Bases 1 to 795 code for a protein of 264 amino acids. The transcript has a single exon. NCBI's taxonomy places the organism in Eukaryota, Fungi, Ascomycota, Dothideomycetes, Mycosphaerellales, Teratosphaeriaceae.